Molecule: messenger RNA, 2049 nt
Organism: Uloborus diversus
Lineage: Eukaryota; Metazoa; Arthropoda; Arachnida; Araneae; Uloboridae
Product: U3 small nucleolar ribonucleoprotein protein MPP10-like
Exons: 11
Coding region: 14-1990 (658 amino acids)
Biological process (GO): rRNA processing
Cellular component (GO): small-subunit processome; Mpp10 complex; sno(s)RNA-containing ribonucleoprotein complex
Source: RefSeq, a predicted model, not a curated record
UAUAAAUGUAAACAUGGCGGCUUCCAUGCGUAAGCAAAAGGAACACGAGUUAAAUUUACUAUCACGUUUUUCUGAACUAUUUCUCGCUCCAGAAGAAUUUGCAGAACCUCAAACAUCAAAAGUUAAUGAAGUAAAGCUUAUCACAAAAGAUUUGUAUGAUAAUGCAUAUUUUUCAAAGUCGCUUAAUGAUUUUCAAACGAAUUCAUUGCCGAAAUUGCUCAUUGAUGGAUUUGAUGACGAGCAGAUUUGGCAACAAAUUGAUUUAUUAAAUAAAUCAGCUGUUACGCAAUUUUCUAAAGGGAUAUCUAAUUUGGAUGCAGAGAAAGUUUGUUUGAAAACUGAGAACAGCUCCACAGCUCCAAAUGCGUUUAAACCACAAACGCAUACAAAUGAAUUUGACGAAUUGUCCAGUGCUAGCGAUAAUGAAGAGUAUGCAUUUGAUGGUGAUUCCGAUUCAUCAGUUGAUGUUUCGCAUCCUUCAAAGAGAGAUGAUUAUGCGUAUGAUGAUGAUGAUGAUUCAGAGUCAUCUAAUGAAUAUAAUAAAACAGAUCUAAGAGAAUCUGUUACAUCUGAAGAUGAUUUUGAAUUUGACACCAAUGAUAAAACUCAGGAGAAGAGUAACAAAGCUGUUAAGCCUUUAGUUUAUAAGUCUGAAGUAGACGAUCAGUUUUUUAAAUUGGCAAAUCUAGAGGAAUUUUUGCGAUUAGAAGACUUAAAAGAAGAGAAGGGAUUUGAAGAAUCAUUUGACGAAGAAGAUAUUGAUCUAUUUCAAGAUAUUCCUUCAGAUGAUGUUGAUGAUUCUGAUAGUGAUGAUGGUGACAAUAUAACAAAGCAGAAAAAUGUGAAGCCUAAAGAUGUUAUGUAUGAAGAUUUUUUUGAUGCACCUGAAUCUAAUGAUUUAAAUGCUUAUGAGGAGCAUGCCAAAGAAAAUGGUAUUACAAAUAAGAGAUUAAAUGAUUCAGAAGAUGACUCAAAUGAUGGAUUGCUUAAUCCUGAGAAUGAUUUUGAGAUACCGGAUGACCAAAGUGAAACUCAACCAAAAGAAGAAAGUAAAACUGCUCAGAAAACAGCAUUUGAACUUGAACAAGAAAAGAUUAAAAAGAAAAUCCAGGAAUGUGAAGAAAGUAUGCUCCAACCUUUACCUUGGCAUUUGACUGGUGAAGUAGCAGCAAGUAGUAGACCAAUUGACAGUCUUAUUGAAAAAGAUACAGAAUUUGAUUGCAAUGCAAAACAAGAUCUUAUUGUUGAUAAUGCUCUAACAGAAAAAAUAGAAAACAUAAUCAAGAUGGCUAUUGCAAAUAAGGCAUUCAGUGAUGUUGAAAGAAAGGUUAAACCCACUGAAGAAGUUAUUGCCUACAAAAAGGAAAUAGUUCUUGACCAAAAUAAGAGUAAAAAAGGUCUGGCAGAAAUUUAUGAAGAAGAGUAUUUAAAAAAACAAACUAAAGAAGCUGAAGAAGAAAAUCCAAAGCAUAAAGAAAUAAAAAAACUCAUGGAUGAACUUUUUCCUGAACUUCAAGCACUUUUUAGUCACAUUCCAAAACCUGCUGUACCAGAAAUAAAAAUUGUAAGCAAUUUGCCAGCUGUAACUGUAGAAGAAGUUGCUCCAACAAGUGUCAGUGAUGCGGCCCUUUUGGCUCCUGAAGAAGUUAAAAAAAAAUCUGGUCUUGUAAAAGGAAAAACUGAACGCACUGAUACAGAUAGAAAAAGAGAACGCAGAAAGAAAAAAUUGUUACAAAAGUUUAAGCAGAAAAAGAAAGAUGCAAGGGAAUCAUUACAGAGUAAACCCACUUCUUCAAAAGCAAGGAAAAUGGAAAAAGUUGAAAUAUUGAAAAAGUUAAAGCAACACAAGAACACAAAAAUUGCCAGUGUUGAUUAUGGUGCUAAAAUUAAAUCUUCAAAAGACUUCUUUUCAAAAUUACAAGACACAGUGCAUUCAAAAUCCAGCAAAAAGCAACCAGUGCAGUCUUCAAAAAGAAAUAAUAAACUUUGACACUUAUGACAAUUUUGAAUUUAUUGAAUGUAUAUAUAUUGAUUAUUGUAAAUAUUCAU